AUGCGUCCUCAAUCUGGCACCUCGGUCGCAGCUUUUGCUGCGGUCGCCAGUGCUAAGUCACUCUCUGAUGUCUGCACUUUGUCCAACGUCAAAGCUGCCCUACCGGCCGAUGGGAUCCUCAAUGGAAUCAGCUUGAUCCCAUCUUCUUCUACCGCCGCAGUCGUGUACAAUGCCACCCUUGGCGGUGGUAUGGGACCAAGUACCUCCACCAGUGGUGCCACGUAUAAUUACUGCAAUGUGACUCUGACGUACACUCAUCCUGGCAAAGAUGACACGGUCAUUGUCAAGUAUGCGCUCCCGGAGCCGUCUGACUUCAAAACCCGCUUCUACGUCGCCGGCGGAGGUGGCUACUCCCUGAGUUCUGAUGCCACUGGGGGCUUGACCUACGGUGCUGUGGGUGGAGCUUCCUCUGCUGGGUAUGAUGCCCUGAACGGUGUCAGCUACGACGAUGUGGUUCUCUACGGAAAUGGCUCCAUCAACUGGGAUGCAACUCACAUGUUUGGAUAUCAGGCUCUCGGUGAAAUGACCCAGCUGGGCAAGUAUUUCACCAAAGCCUUCUACAGUCUCGCCGACAGCUCUAAGCUCUACACUUACUACGAAGGCUGCUCUGAUGGCGGUCGUGAGGGAAUGAGCCAAAUCCAGCGCUAUGGCGAGGAGUACGAUGGAGUCGUCGUGGGUGCUCCGGCCUUCCGUUAUGCUCAACAGCAGGUCAACCAUGUCUUCCCGGCUCAGGUUGAGAAGACUCUGGAUUACUAUCCUCCUCCCUGUGAGCUUGCCAAGAUCGUCAACGCUACGAUCGCGGCCUGUGAUCCUCUGGACGGUCGGACCGACGGCGUCAUCUCUCGCUCUGAUCUGUGCAAACUUCACUUCGACAUGUCUUCGGUCAUCGGCGAGGAGUACUACUGCGCUGCUGAGACGAGCAGCUCGCUCGGCUUUGGAUUCAGCGGUGCGGCCGCGGGCGCAGGCAGUGAAUCCAGCAACAAGCCUGCUCAGAACGGAACCGUCUCCGCCAAAGGCGUGGCGGUUGCCAAGGCGAUUGUCAACGGUCUGCACAAUUCCAAGGGCCAGCGAGCCUAUCUCUCAUGGCAGAUUGGAUCCGAGUUCUCCGACGCGGCGACUUCGUGGAACAACGAGACCCAGAAAUGGGAGCUAGACAUCCCUUCCACCGGCGGUGAAUUCGUGACCAAGUUUGUCGAGCUGCUGGAUUUGGACAAUCUCUCCUCUCUGGACGGCGUCACCUACGACACCCUGAUCGAAUGGAUGACCACUGCGUACAAUCGCUAUCUGGAUACACUUCAGACAACCCUGCCCGACCUGACCAGCUUCCAGUCCGGCGGCGGUAAAUUGAUCCACUACCACGGUGAAUCCGACCCUUCUGUUCCGGCCGCAUCUUCCGUGCACUACUGGCAAUCCGUCCGUUCGAUCAUGUACCCCGGUCUCACCGACUCGCAGUCCCUCACCCAGCUCGCCGACUGGUACCAAUUCUAUCUCAUCCCCGGUGCGGCCCACUGCGGUGCGAACUCGCUCCAGCCCGGUCCCUACCCCCAGGACAACAUGGAGACCAUGAUUGAUUGGGUUGAGAAUGGCAUUAAGCCAUCUCGCCUGAACGCCACCGUGUCCUCUGGAGACUACGAGGGUGAAGUGCAACGGCUGUGCCAGUGGCCCACUCGCCCACUGUGGCACAGCAACUCGACCUUCACCUGUGUCAACGAUGCCAAGUCCAUUGAGAGCUGGACUUAUGAGUUCCCUGCUUUCAAGGUUCCCAUCUACUAG
This is a messenger RNA of Penicillium oxalicum, 1773 nucleotides long. RefSeq names its product putative tannase. The record is from RefSeq and is a predicted model, not a curated record. NCBI's taxonomy places the organism in Eukaryota, Fungi, Ascomycota, Eurotiomycetes, Eurotiales, Aspergillaceae. The coding region runs from base 1 to 1773 and encodes 590 amino acids. The transcript has a single exon.